Molecule: messenger RNA, 798 nt
Organism: Mytilinidion resinicola
Lineage: Eukaryota; Fungi; Ascomycota; Dothideomycetes; Mytilinidiales; Mytilinidiaceae
Exons: 1
Coding region: 1-798 (265 amino acids)
Source: RefSeq, a predicted model, not a curated record
AUGACGGUCAAUUUAUCCCGCUUCUCUCUUUUACGAGCUGAAGUCAUAUUCAAUCCGCUCUAUCUGCUCGGUCCGUCCCUCCUGCUCCUAGUAUCGAUACCUCUCGCCACCUUCGCCGUUUUCACCACCUCCAUCGCCUUCAGUGCACUGCUUAUUCGAGCGUCUGUUGUGUAUUUGGAGCUCGGCGUUGCACUGAUCCAGAGCUGGGUGUUUGUGCAGACAUCCUCCACGAUAUACAAGCCACCCAGGCGCGAAUCGUCCGGCCAAACGAGCCCAAGACGUCAACGCACUCGACGAAGUACCGGACAAAGCUCCACGUCCUCACAAGACCCCACGAACCCCCGAAAGCUCCCUAUAAAAAGCGACAGUUUUGCGUCUCUGAUUGGAAACGGUGGUUCAACGAGAGACUUCGAAGGAGUUGGUGGAUGGAGAGUCUCGGGAGAAGACGAGGACGAGGCGCUGUGGAUAGGCAUGAACUCUAGGCUAGAGCUCCCUGCCGUGCUACCCGCACAUCAGAAAAAGCACCAACGGUCAUUGACUGGAGAUGGUCAACGGCGGUCCUGGAGCCCAGAAGCCAUCAGGUUGAGCCCAGUCCAGAGUCGGGCGCGAACACCAGUACCCAUUGGAGAUGCCUCUAGCCCCGAAGAAUACUUCAGCCUUCAACCCCACAAAAGAUUCAGCACUUCUUCAGAUCCAGUUAUCAGAACUACAUACGACCCGAGGCGAAAGAGCGUUGGAGGUUCGAGUACAUCGUCAGCAAGCUCAAGGCGAACCUCGAUCAAGGGAAUAGGCGUAUAA